This is a messenger RNA of Anneissia japonica, 3193 nucleotides long. RefSeq lists its product as uncharacterized. NCBI's taxonomy places the organism in Eukaryota, Metazoa, Echinodermata, Crinoidea, Comatulida, Comatulidae. The coding region runs from base 286 to 1707 and encodes 473 amino acids. The transcript is spliced from 9 exons. The record is from RefSeq and is a predicted model, not a curated record.
UGAUUAAACUACGAUCAAUGGAUUAUGACGUAUUUAAUACUAUAUUGCAGCUAUAUUUGGCUUGUGUAUAUUUUAAGUGGUAUCGAGCCAUUGAAAAUAUAUGAUGGCGAUCACAUUGACUGUCGUUUCUGUAUUUUAUAAACUGUAUUGAGUUCAUAUGUAUUUUCUGAAGGGAUUUGAAAGUAAUUUAUUGAACAAUAUUUUUUGAGGAGGUACGUUUUUCAACUUCUUUGAGUUAAUCGAUAAGGGACAUACUUUGGAUCUACAUACCUACAAGGAAGCAACAUGACGAAUCCUUUUCUCCAAGCAGAGUUUCACCAAUUAUGCGAAAAUAUUGCAGUGUUAGCCAGUUCUACGUCAAGCCCAGAGGAGAUUUUGGAUUGGCAGAGGUGUGUCGACAGUUACGGUGAAACUGCGUGCAAAAAUUGUUAUGAUACUGGUAAGAGUGCACAGCAACCACCAACGACUAAAAGAAGUAGUACAACAGAUAAGAGUGGCCAAUAUUACCCACCUACGUCCAAAGGAACCACUACGCCAACAGCAAGAGCUACAACUCCAGUUGUAAAGACCUCAAAACCCUCUACCAAAACAUAUACCCAAAAGCCGGUCACAGCCACAAAUGCAGGUCCACCGAUCAGAACUACUGAAGAGCGAGCUUUUUCGAUCACCAGCACAGGAAAUAAACCAAAUGUUACAGGAAAUAAACCAAAUGGCACACAAAUGACAUUUGUCAACGGUGGAAAUGAUGGUGUAAACACAUCACUCAUAAUCGCAGUCUCUGCGACAGCAUUUUUAGCAUCUGUCGUCCUGGUUAUCGUAUUAGUGGGACUAUACAGACGACGGAAAAGAUCAAUCGAUGACGGUAGUAACAGAAAAAUGACGAAAACAACAUUUGGUGUGGCCAACAGUGCUACGUUGCAGAGUCAAGCUGAUAGUGCAUAUUCUACUUACAUACCAUAUUCUCAACAAGGUACUUUACCGGCAAUUCCCGUCAAUCCCGAAACGGGGUACACUUACUAUCUCUCCGAUUACCAACGUCCGUACACAAGUCUACUACACAAUAAUAAACACAAACUAACAGACAACAGUCCAGAGUAUGCUGUCCCGACACCAAAGCAUGACCGUAAUAGAUUCUACGAAACGCCGGCCGAUGACGACAACGCGAAAACUCGACGAGAUAUUCAAAGUCAGGCCUCAACCAGUGACGGAUACGCGUAUCCAGAUUUGACCAAACCUGGGAAUGGUUGGCCAGCGGUAGUUGGUCGCCCACCGGGUCCUUAUUAUCAUACAAUAUAUGCAUCAUCGUCAGAAUACGAUGCCACAGAAGUUGACAAUGUCAGUGCCAGAAGCUAUCCUGAGAGUAAGGUUAAGGAAAGUACUUUCAGAUCACAAAAUGAUGUCACGAACCCAUCAAAGACCAGUCAGAGAGUGGAGUCGAUCAGCAUGUUGGGAGACUCAGCAGACUAUCAAGAUGUUGAGGAGCAGUUUGGGACGCGCUACCUCUUACCACAUCAAUUUCUGCAACCUGGAUCGUCUCUGGACAGAGAAGCAGCGGCUCACCUGGACAGAGACAUAGGUUUAUCGGCUACCAAUAUGGACAGUGCAACUACCCUGGACAUAGACGCUGCAGACUAUCCAAACGAAGAAACGAUUAUCGACAACGAAUCCGAAUAUCAAGAUCCUGAAAUGGCAUUUCGAACAGAAUGAAGGUGAAGCGUUGUCAUCGUCCAUUUUAUUAAUGACAACGCUCAUCUUUACAGGGGUUGACGCAAAUCAAUUUUCAGUCUGUAAUUUUUUGUUCACUCCAGAGCAUUUAGACGCGAUGCAAACAAGUAACGCAUUCUUGCGUUUGCAACUCGUCUAAAUCAGUACCGUAGAGUAACGAUGGGGCCAGGGCCCUGUGGCUUUCUGAAACUGGGUGUUCUUUUUGGGUCCCGGUCGCCAAUUCUAUCGUGGAAUUUUCAAUGUGCUCGUUUUUUAAUCAUUGCUCGUUUUUUAAUUAUGUUAACAUUGUUAUUCUAAAUGUUUUAACGACGAAAAAAUGAUAUAAAUUUGAAAUAAAUUGGCCGAAGUUGGAGUCUAUGCGGUACUAUACCUCACACAGACAUAAAAUGUGAAUAUAAUUUUCUGUUUACCUCCAUUUAAAAAUAUUUAGGAAAAUUUAGUAGGGCCCCGGGCCGGUAGGACUCCCUCUUUGUUCUACCACUGCAUAUAAUAUGAUAUAAUUAUGUACUAUAGUUGAUUUCAGAGACACAUUAUGCUGUUGCCUUGGUGGGGCUGAGUUUAAGACAAUUUAUGAUUAUGGCACGUCUACAUAGCCAGAAAGGGCACUCACAGACUUAAAAUUGUGAAUAUAAUUUUCUUUUAUCUCCAUUUUACAAUUCGUUAACAAAUUUGGUGGGGUCACUUGCCAACAGGAUCCCCGCCCAUUAAUCCACCACUGGAUAUAAUAUAUACAAUACAGUCAAUUUCAGAGACACAUUAUGGUGUUAUGUAUCAACAAAGUCUUUUUUGGCCAGGCUGCUAGACCGAAGAAUCUAUGGUUGGGUCCCAUCGGGGCUACGAGGGGUCGGGGUCCCUGCAUGUUGCCGCAUGAGAGCGCAUAAGUGUUACGCCACUGGUCUAAAAACAGUUCCACUGACCGCUGAACUACCAACUUUUUACUGAAAGACGAUGUUGUUAUAUAACAGUAACGUCACUUUAGGCGAUCAUUAUUUGAUCUGUGGUUCAAUGAAAUAUUACAAGGAGUUACUACAAUUAUAACAAUAUCAUGAAGUCAACGCAACAGCAAAUGACGUGUGCAAGGUAUAAUGUACAUGUUGAUAAAUAAGGUUCAUUGACUGGCAUAUAUAAUGGGCUAUAUUAUUCAUUCAGGCACUAAUAGAGGCUAACAAAACACCUUAUAUACCGUAUAUGGUCUCGUGUUUUCUAACGGUAUGAUUCUCGCCUUGAUAGCGAGAGACUGCAGAUUCGAAUCCCGAUAGAGACACUUUUUAUUAAACAACUUGAAUGCAGGCUUGAUAUAAAUAUAACAUCUUAUGUUCCUAUUCGAUCACUAUUAUUAUUAUAGUUGAUCUAUUUGUUUAUAAAUUUAUGUAAACUGAACUAAAAUACGAAUAUGAAUACGAAUUUCCAUGACUACUUUUGUCCAUAUACGUUUUAUUUGUACAGCGAUAACACAUACACAGUUACA